Messenger RNA from Camellia sinensis, 939 nucleotides. Its product is annotated as protein BPS1, chloroplastic. NCBI's taxonomy places the organism in Eukaryota, Viridiplantae, Streptophyta, Magnoliopsida, Ericales, Theaceae. The record is from RefSeq and is a predicted model, not a curated record.
AUGGUUCUCUUGGUUGAAAAGCUUUACAAUUCUCUCAAACACUCUUCCAAACUGGAAAACCACCAUCACCACCACCACGAUGGCCAAUCCGAAGCCUUAUCGGCUUCUUUACAAGCUUUCCGAUACGAUGCAUCAAACUACUUAAACCAACUUUCCUUGAGUUCGAAACCCGGAUCGCAAUUCUUGUCCUUGUCAUGGAUUCAGCAGUGUUUGGAUCUUCUGUCCAUUGUUAACAAGGCUUUUGCAAAGCUAGUAAUGGAUAUUGACUAUCCCAUGAGCAAAUGGGAUGCCAAUUCCAUUGAAGACUAUCUUAUGUACAGCUUGAAAUUGUUAGAGCUUCUCAAUUCAAUCACUUCUUCACUUUCUCAUCUGAGUCAAGCUCGCCUCUCGUUAUCUCACGCUUUGAGCCUCAUCGAGAGCUCGCCUCAAUCGGCGAUAGAGCGUCUGAGAGCAAUUGAGUUCAAGAAUCUCAGCAAGGACAUGAAAGUGGAAGAAAAGAGUGAAGAAAGGGUCUGCUCUGGGAAGGAAUGGGUUGUCAAUCAAGCCUUGAUGGUUAUGAGGAGUAAUGGUUAUUGGGUAUGUGGAAUUGUGUUGUCAGGCCUAUCCGGUGACAUCAAACCAUAUUUGGAGAUGAAAAAAGCAGCCAGCAAGUUUCUAAGUCCUUCACUGAUGGCUCUGGAUUCAGGUUUUUACGAGGCGGUAGCGGAGAAAAAGUGGGUUCUGAAGGAGGUGAAGGAGGUGAAUGAUGCAGCAGCUUGCCUUGUUGCAGCUAUGGCUGCCGGAGAAAGAAACGACGAUGCCGGAAAGCAAUUGGAACGAAAAUUGGAGGAGAUGGAGGAGCUACUGGAUGGUAUGGGGAAGGAAACAGAUGGUAUGUUUUCGGAGAUUUUGGCUGGAAGAACUGAAUUGCUUGAUAGCCUCCGGAAUCGAAAGCCGUAG